Closterium sp. Yama58-4 is the source of this 855-nucleotide messenger RNA. The record is from the annotation of a GenBank genome assembly. Lineage: Eukaryota; Viridiplantae; Streptophyta; Zygnematophyceae; Desmidiales; Closteriaceae.
AUGGCUCCUGUAGGGGACGACGAUGGUGAAGCUGCUGACGAGCCACCGAAGGAUGCGCCCGCGCGAACAGGCCUGGAUUUCCUGCGAGCGCUGCAUGCAAACCCUCCGCCUGUAGGCACUGCAGGCCCGUCUUCUUGCAGCAAUGAGAAAGAGCAAACAGCAUGCCCGACUGCUUCGAAUGCCGUCGCGCCGGACAGUGCUCCCGCCACUGUCAGCGUGACAGAGGUCGGUGAGUCAUCGUCUGCAGCCUCGAAGAAGAGGCGUCGCUUCGCGCAAGCCGUUCUACCGUAUGGCACGCCCCCUGCGAAACCGACUCCGCCUCCAGCUCCUGUCCAAGCUCCGAAGCGCGUGACCCCUGAACUCACCGCCGCCGAGAAGGCUGAGGAGAGAUUUCUGAAGGCGCAGCAGCUAUACAUCACGAAGUGGCUGCCGAAGUUUGACUGGCUGCUGCUUGACAAGAACGAGGAGGGCCUGCCCAUUCUGCGAUGCAGCAUUUGCGUGGAACAUGGGAAAGACGACGCGAAGUUUGGACGGAACGGAGUGGGGGGACGCGAUCUGCAGAUCGGAUCGAUGCGCUGUCACGAGCUGAGCGGCCGCCACGACGAAGCGAUGAAGCAGCAGCAGACACUCAUGGCGGAGAUUGAAAAACAGAAGCGCAUGGACGAUUUUGCCAACACCGACAAGGAGGGCGCGCGGCUUACUCGUCUCAUGCGCGGCGUGAUCUGCGACCAUGACGCACCGAUCGCGAUGUUCCCGAAGCUGAUAGGCUUCCUCGCAGAGGAGGGAGUCGCCGACAUCCCACUUCAGUCCUAUGGCGUGUACAUCACACAGUACGUGCAUGCUAUUAUGUUUUAA